AUGUUUGAUUCAAAUCUGCAAUUUUUAUCAAAGGAUACAUGCCAAAUCGUUCAGGGCUACAACACAGAUGUAACUCAUGACAUCUACUCACUAUAUCCAGCUCUUAAAAAGACACAUGUCCAGAUUCUCCUUCGGCUUCCACAGCCACUUCUUUGGCCCGUUUUGGCAGACACGUGUCUGGCCUCUUGUGCGGCCUCUACAGCUGUUUCUUCAGCAGCUGUUCCUCCAGCGGCUUCCACUUCUAUGACUCCUCCCCCCACCGAUACACCACUACCAGACACAGAAUGCCUUUGUGGGCUUCACAACCAAGUUUUUCUACCAGAGCAAGUCCACACGUUCCCGGAAAAAUACAAAAUAGUACUGCAGCAUAUAGAGUUUCUAUAUACCCCGUGGACGUUAAAUGAUCUCUUACAGCUAAAAGCACAUCUGUCAAACAUUCGUGACAAUGUAGAAAUGAUUAAGCUUCAUAAGCAACUAGUGGAAAAAAGCAAUGCUCUUUCAGUAAUGGAAGGAAAAUUUAUUCAGCUUCAAGAGAAGCAAAAAACCCUCAGAAUCAGCCAUGAUGCCUUGAUAGCAAAUGGAGAUGAGCUAAAUAUGCAACUUAAAGAGCAACGCUUAAAGUGCUGUAGUCUGGAGAAGCAAUUACAUUCUAUGACAUUUUCUGAAAGAAGAAUAGAAGAGCUACAAGAUAGAAUUAAUGAUUUAGAAAAGGAACGGGAACUUUUAAAGGAAAACUAUGAUAAACUUUACAACAGUGCCUUCAGUGCUGCCCAUGAAGAACAAUGGAAGUUAAAGGAACAGCAGCUGAAAGUACAGAUUGCUCAACUUGAGACUGCCUUAAAAUCUGAUUUAACAGACAAAACUGAAAUCCUUGACAGAUUAAAAACUGAAAGAGACCAAAAUGAAAAACUGAUUCAAGAAAAUAGAGAAUUGCAGUUACAGUAUCUGGAACAGAAGCAACAACUUGAUGACCUUAAAAACCACACACAGUUUUACAACCAGAAAAGUGAUAUUAAUGCUGAUGAACUGAGUGAAGCUCUCCUACUCAUAAAGGCUCAAAAAUCACAAAAAAAUGGAGACCUUUCCUUUUUAGAGAAAGUAGACAGUAAGGUAAAUAAAGACCUAGAACGGUCCAUGAGAGAACUACAAGCAACUCAUGCAGAAACAGUGCAAGAACUUGAAAAGACAAGAAACAUGCUAAUUAUGCAACAUAAAAUUAAUAAAGAUUAUCAGAUGGAAGUUGAAACAGUUACCCAGAAGAUGGAAAAUUUGCAACAAGAUUAUGAGCUCAAAGUGGAACAAUAUGUUCAUCUUCUUGAUAUCCGGGCUGCACGCAUCCAGAAACUAGAAGCUCAAUUAAAGGAUAUUGCCUAUGGCACCAAGCAGUACAAAUUUAAACCAGAAAUAAUGCCAGAUGACUCUGUUGAUGAGUUUGAUGAAGCUAUUCACUUAGAACGAGGUGAAAACCUAUUUGAAAUCCAUAUCAGCAAAGUAACCUUUUCUGCUGAAGUUUUACAGACUUCUGGAGACAAAGAACUUGUCACUUUCUGUACCUAUGCUUUCUAUGACUUUGAACUACAGACAUCUCCAAUAGUGCGGGGCCUUUACCCAGAAUAUAACUUCACUUCCCAAUAUAUUGUUCAUGUUAAUGACUUAUUUUUACAAUAUAUUCAGAAGAGUACUAUCACACUUGAAGUCCACCAAGCUUAUAGCACAGAUUAUGAAACAAUUGCUGCAUGCCAGUUGAGAUUCCAUGAAAUUCUCGAAAAAAAUGGUCGGAUAUUUAGCACAGCAAGUUUGGUUGGGACUAGAGGAGACAUCCCAAAUUUUGGUUCAGUGGAAUAUUGGUUCCGAUUGAGAGUUCCUAUGGAUCAAGCUAUUCGACUUUACCAAGAACGAGCAAAGGCAUUGGGAUACAUAACAUCAAAUUUCAAAGGACCAGAGAAAAUACAAUUGUUAAGUCGGGAAGCACCCAAAACUACUCAACUCAGUUCUAUGGAUUCUACAGAUGGCAACUUAAAUGAACUUCACAUUACAAUAAAAUGUUGUAACCGCCUGCAGUCCAGAGCAAGCCACGGGCAGCCACACCCAUAUGUUGUGUACAAGUUUUUUGAUUUUUCAGACCAUGAUACAAUCAUUAUUCCAAGUAGCAAUGAUCCACAGUUUGAUGAUCACAUGUGUUUCCCAGUGCCCAUGAAUAUGGAUCUGGAUCGAUACCUUAAGUCAGAGUCUUUGAGUUUUUAUGUGUUUGAUGAUAAUGAUACCCAAGAGAAUACUUACAUAGGAAAAGUCAGUGUGCCUCUGAUUUCAUUAGCACAUGACAGGUGUAUCUCAGGAAUAUUUGAAUUAACAGAUCAUAAAAAGCACCAUGCAGGAACCAUCCAUGUUAUACUGAAAUGGAAAUUUGCUUACCUUCCACCAAGUAGUUCCAUAACAACUGGAGACUUGGGAAAUGUUAUACAUGAAGAAGAAUCAAAAGGAGGUCAGAGACUACCUCCAACAUCUGUUGUUAAGACAUCAGCCAUCGCCCCAACACCUAAACCAAGACAACAUUUAGCACCUGUAGAAAAGAAGGUAUCUUUUGUGGAUAUCAUCCCACAUCAAAGUUCUGAAGCUUCUACUCCUGCUGAAGAUAUGAAAGAAAUCUUACAAGAAGUGCAAAGUAAACCAGAAAUGGAAAUUAGUAUGACAACUGUAUCACAUAUUCCCAAAGUUUCACAAGAAAGAGGUAUAGCUAGAGCAAAAGAGAAUGCUGAGGAAGUGCAACUCAGGAGAGAUCCUGAUGUAUCAUUAUUAUCUGAAGGUCAAAUUGCAGAACAUAAUUCAACUUCUUCUGAAGAUGAAACAGAAAUAACUGAGGAAUUGGAACCAGAAGAUGAGCAAGACAAAGCAUCUGACAGUGAUGAGUGUGUUAUUCCAGGACCACUUUCUACGAAUCUCAGACAGCCAUCAGAAAAAAUUCGAAUUGAGAUCAUUGCUCUCAGCCUUAAUGAUUCUCGGGUAACUAUGGAUGACACAAUUCAACGACUAUUUGUUGAGUGCAGAUUUUAUAGUCUUCCUGCAGAAGAGACACCUGUGUCGCUUCCAAAACCCAAACAUGGACAGUGGGUCUACUAUAACUAUAGCAAUGUGAUCUAUGUGGAUAAAGAAAACAACCAAGCAAAGAGAGACAUCUUAAAAGCUAUACUACAAAAACAAGAGAUGCCAAAUAAAAGUGUUCGUUUCACUGUGGUCAGUGACCCGCCAGAGGACGAGCAGGAUCUGGAGUGUGAGGACAUAGGCAUUGCUAAUGUUGACCUUGCAGACAUGUUUCAAAAAGGGAAAGACAUCAUUGAGCAAAAUAUUGAAGUUUUUGAUGCACAGGCAGAUGGCGAAGGUAUUGGCAAGCUCAAGGUAACAGUAGAAGCACUCCAUGCCCUGCAGUCCGUCUAUGAGCAAUACAGAGAUGACUUGGAGGCUUAAAAGGAACUGCUCCAGAGGCAUCUCCUGCUCCUGAGUAAAUGUUCACAUGAAAUCUUUUAGAUGAGAUGUUUGUUAUUGCUCUGGCGUAUAUAAUUUAUAAUUCAUGGGAAGUUGGGAGUGGGGGAGACCUGGGUUUGAAGUGUUCAAGUUUUGUAUACUUUUCACUUUGUUUAUUUUUCUACUCCCUCCUUCCCAUAACUGCCACCCCUCAGGACUUAAUUUCUCCACAAUGGGCAACAUCUUCUUAAUAAUUUAUACCGAUGUGAUAGCAUUGGAAAACUAUUUGCAUUUUCAACACUUUCUUAAGAAGAACUGAAAUGUAAUUCCCAUUUUUAUUUUUUAAUAAGCAAAAGGCAUAAAUCUUAAACAACCUAUGAAAAAGAAAUACUUUUAUGUUAUCCCUAAUCGUCCCACUAAAUGGAAUGCCUAUGAUUAGCCUCAUUAAGAGUUUUAUACUGUGAAGAUUUUAUUAGAAGCAAUAUAUAAAAAUUACUUGGAUUAAUGUGUUAAUCUUCCUCUUUAAAAUGCUAAUGUCCAUUUUAUGCACAUUAAAGCUCAGUAUGCAUUUUCUUUGAUGCAUGCAGUUUCUAUCAAUUAUAUAUAAAGAAUGAGACUUGCCACCAAUUUAUUAAAUAACUUCAAGUUUUGUGUUUUUCUUUUUUUUUAAUUAGAAUUCUCCCUAUGUGUAUUGUUUCAGUGUAUUAUAAUGGUGAUAUGAGAUCCAGGGAUUGUAUACAUAAAGAGGAGGUAGGUAGCUGUAUAUACAGAAAUUCAGACUUUGAAAACUUAGCUUAUGUCAUAGAAAUUGUUUUAAAGUAUGGCUCAAAUUGUGGUAUGCUUUGUUAGACCUGAAAGGAGUAUCUUUUUAUCACCUAUAAAAUUUACAUAAAGCUUGUACAAUAUGGGAUGUAUCAGGAUAACCAAGUUCUUAAAAAGGAGCUCAGAAAGUUAAUUUUCUAGCUUUUACCCAAUCUCACUGAAGGAUUUAAUUGAUAUUUUUAAUGGAGCUGUGAAUCAAUGCUGCAAAGGAAUUGUCUCUAAAGGCCUGGGAUAGAAUGCAUUUCAUUUUUUAAUUUACUUUUUUAUUUGUCAUUUUCUUCAAAGGAUUUUUUAUAGGCCGUGGGUUUUCACUGUUUGCAAACAGGCUAUGUUCCUUCUUAAGCAUAUGUAAAGUAUUCAAGGAGAUAAGUAAUUUAUUAAAAUCUACCUAAUUUGCCGUGAUAUAUUAAAGCUCUGCUUCAGUGAUCACAGACCAUUUCAUUUAGAGAAUUAGGCAUUCCCUCGUUGUGUGAUUAAAGCUCUGGAAAAUGAGUUCUUUGCUCCUAUUUGUGAACAUUCAAAGCCUGCUAAUGGCAAGAAGAUGGAAUAGAUUAUGAGACAAUUCAUUACAGUUCAACAGGGGAAAAAAAGGCAGCUAUAAUGCAAAAAUGCAAGUAUGAAUAUCUGCAUAUAGUUUGAACCAUCUGUGCUCUAAUGGCUUUAAUAAUGACUCUCGUCUUUAGGAGGCUUUGAAAUGACAUCCGUACAAUAUUAAUUUGUUGAUGUACAUUGUGGAACCAGUAGAGUAGGAUCUGACCACAGAAAUCUAUAAAUUCUGCCUCUACCAUUGGGCCUCCCUGCCUGAGGCCUAUCAUCUCCAAGAAAAAUCUUGGCCUCAUCAAACUCCGCAAAUCUUCAUAACAGUUCAUUCCUCUGGAACCUUCUAGAGACCACAAACAUCUGCAGACUACACCUCUCCAAUCCUAGUAAACAACCACAUGUUUGUUGUCACUUCAGCUGGCUCUGAGCUCAUCGUUUUGGCCUCUUUUUCUAGCUUUCUUUGGCUUUCUGCAGUUACAGUGUCAUUAAGGCCCAUAAUAUUCCCUACAGUAAUUUAAAACAGCCGGAUUAUACCAUGGGAUUAACUUGAGUGGUUUUUGAGACAUUUAUUGUGGUAUUCUCCCAGGAGGUUUGUAUUAUUGUUUUAAAAUGUUACAUCCCAAACUAAAUACUCUUUCUGCAGGAAGAAGAGCCAGGCUGCACUGACUUCUUAUGAUCUUUAAGUGGAAAGGGAAAGUUUUUAUGAGAAAACUUCUGAGAUUUAGUCAAACAUGUGGAAUGUAUACAUCAGAUAAGAUUAGUGAACUAGCCAUGUGUCUGUCACGUUCAUGUUCACCAUAAUAGUUUAUGAAACAUUUCUUUUCUAGCUUUAAAAUGCUCAGCUUCGAGCUAUGUGUGUAAGUCUUCACAGAACUCAUUUUCUUAAGUAAUUGAAUAGCUAGCUACUGGCACAUUUUGAAGUGGAUUAGUGAAUGUUGUCAUAGAUCCUUCAAGUAGUCUUCAUAAUCUUUCCGAGGAUAUUUUCUUGUUUUGUUUUGAGUUAGCCAGAGUUCAUUGAAAAGUUCACCACCUUCUGAAUUACAAAACAAGGGUUUUUCUCUUGAUGAGAUAAUCAUGAUCCAUUACAUAUGGCAUGGGAGCAAAUGGAUGCCAACAGUGGUCUUGCCACACAAACACACCAGUUGAAGAUAAUGCUUGUAUUAACUUACAGCUUUUGGUGUAAACAUAUACAGUACACUCAGCACUUUGGGGGGGCUAUAAUACUUUUAGUUUAGAAAUAUAAAUAGAGAUGUGAUGUGGUGUGUGGCAGAGUGUAUUUUACAUGGGUUUUUUUUUUUUUUGCCUACUGUAGUAGAAAUGUCAGAUUUCCAGCCACUGUCAUGAGAAGCAGUUGACAAAAAUAAGUUUUAUGGUUUACAGUGUGGUUUAUGUAGAGAACAUUUCUCUUCACUCUCAGUUUCAGCAUGUUUUCUGAAUUAUCAUGGUUUGUUGCCAUUUAACUUAAAUUAGUUUUUUUUAAAGAAUAAAUAGAGAAUAUAUUUAAUCAAAAAAGAACAGCCACAUUGAAAUUCUGCUGUUCCUGCCAUCCAUCUGAUACCACAAAGCACAAAUAAUUUUGAUGUGUUAUGAAGAAGUGUGGGCUGGGAAAUGGUCAUGUGAUUUGGGAGGGUCUGCGUGCAUCCAUGUUCCCACAACAAAACAUAAAUUAUUUUAGUAAUCUGACAUCAAGAGCUGUGACAAUGAAAGCCACUUCUUACACAUGUUCUGACAAGAAUCUGAUUAACAUUUUUGUGGAUAUGGAAAAUAAAUUUUUUUAGUUAAACUGGCA
Molecule: messenger RNA, 6610 nt
Organism: Erinaceus europaeus (western European hedgehog)
Lineage: Eukaryota; Metazoa; Chordata; Mammalia; Eulipotyphla; Erinaceidae
Gene: RPGRIP1L
Product: RPGRIP1 like
Exons: 23
Coding region: 1-3462 (1153 amino acids)
Biological process (GO): non-motile cilium assembly; retinal rod cell development
Cellular component (GO): photoreceptor connecting cilium
Molecular function (GO): thromboxane A2 receptor binding
Source: RefSeq, a predicted model, not a curated record